Messenger RNA from Choloepus didactylus (southern two-toed sloth), 2562 nucleotides. RefSeq names its product ubiquitin specific peptidase 26 (gene USP26). Gene Ontology annotation, molecular function: cysteine-type endopeptidase activity; cysteine-type deubiquitinase activity. Gene Ontology annotation, cellular component: cytosol; nucleus. Lineage: Eukaryota; Metazoa; Chordata; Mammalia; Pilosa; Megalonychidae. Gene Ontology annotation, biological process: G1/S transition of mitotic cell cycle; protein deubiquitination. The record is from RefSeq and is a predicted model, not a curated record.
AUGGCUCCUCUAAUGGUACAUGGCUUUGUCCAAAUGUGGAGUAAGAAGAUGGGGCUAAGUCAAAAGAAGCAUUCAUUAAAUGUAGAUGGAAAGAAGAAAGUUAGACUGGUGGUUCAUUUUAGCACUGAAGAACUUAUUAGGGUUUUUCAGCUAAGUAAUAAUAUUAGAAGCAUUGUUCUCAGAUACUGUGGUGUAAAAGAAAGUCACCUGCAUUUAACUUUUCAAAAAAGCUUCUUGUUUAUUGACAAAUUAUCCUACAGAGGUGUCAGACAAUUGAGGAUAUUCCUGGACGAAAGUUCACAAAACAAGUUUAAACUACCCUUGAAAGCUUAUAUUGUUGGGGAACUCCUUGGCGGAACAAAAACACAAAAAGAAAUCAAUAAAACUUCAUUUUGCAAAGUUUGUAAGAAGUCAAGUAGUGGAUUUUUUGAGAAAACAAAAGGAAGUAGAACACAUGUCCAAAAGAUGCCUUCAUUUACAUCAAAAUCAUUAGCACUUGCCAGCACAGUGUUAGUAGAAAAUCAAAGAGGCAAGAGAAAAAGAAUGCUAUUAUCUGAUUCAGAGAUGAAUAACUGUAAUUAUUUAGAGAAUAAUUCUGUAUUAAGAAAGAAAUCCAAGACACAUUCCUUGAGGUAUGUAAGCCAUAUUAGGAAGGAAAAAUUGUGUUUAAAAGAGUUAAAAAAGAAUAAAUUGGAAUUUGAAACUUCAUUUCAGACAAGCUGUACUAGAGACCCUAAACUAGGAGUUACUAGUUUUAUCCAAAUUCUUUUGUACAAAAGAAGUUUGGCAUUUCUAUCAGAAACAGAGUGUAACCUGGAUAACCUUGAGUAGCAUGAAGCCAAGAUGGUCCUUGAAUUUUAUUCAGAGAAACUAUGGUCAGGCCUCCCAAAUUUGGGAAACAUCUGUUAUAUGGAUGCAGUUUUAUAGUCUUUAUUUUCAAUCCCAUCAUUUGCUGUUGACUUAUUCAAUUGGGGUUUCCCAUUGGGUAGAAUUCCCUUUGAUGCUCUCACUAUGUGCAUGGCACAGCAAGUUGUCUUGAAAGAUAUUUAUAACAUAAAAAUCAAGGAGAAGUUAUUUGUGAAUAUCAAAAAAUCCAUUUCAGUAGUUUCAGGGAUAUUCUCUGGCAACAUACAGAAUGAUGCUCAUGAAUUUUUAGGUCACUGUUUAGAUCAGAUGAAAGAAAACAUAGGAAAAAUCACAAUUUGGAAAUCUAAAAGUGAGUCCGGGGAAGAAAAUGCCCCUCAAUGGUUUUUGGCUAGUAAUGCAGUAUCCAAAGUGCCCAUUUGUCCUGUCAUCACUAAUUUUGAAUUUGAGCUGCAGUGCUCUUUUAUUUCUAAAGCCUGCGAUCAGAUUGUUCUCAAGACAGAACUGUGUAAUUAUCUCUCCAUCAACCUUUCCCAAGGAAUGAAAACACUUCCUUUGUCUAUUCAGUCCACUUUAGACCUUUUCUUGAACAGAAAUAUUGAUCAUAAUUGUGAGAAGUUUAAGCACAAGAAUUCUGUUGCAAUCCACAGAUUCAGUAGGCUACCAAGGGUCCUUAUUGCUUUAAUUUAUAGCUUUAAUGAGUUUUUGGUCCUUAAGGAAGGAUGGCCAGGAGUCAUUAUUACCAAAUAUUAAAAAUUGUCUUCUCAUUGCAAUGAAAGAACCAAACCACUUCCCCUGGGCAAGAAUGCAUAUAUUUGUGAUUCCAAAGCCGUAAGAGUCUCUCAAAAGAAGAAUUAUGAAACAAUCAAUCCACCCGCACCUUCAAGGAAGUUGACUUCAGAAUCCAAGGAUUGCUUGGCUCUACACAUUAGAUCAGACAAAGAGGCUGAACCACAAAAAUUCCAGAAGCUCUGUAAGGGGUUAAGCAGAGAACAGUACCAAAAAGACUGGGAAAAGUGUUCUAAACUGAAUAUAAUAGAAUCAGAACUGGUAAAUUUAGGAGAGUGGGCCAUCAGUGAAAAGGAGCUGCUAUCACCUGACUCAUUGAUAGAUUAGGAAGACACAUUCCUUUCUCUGAGGCCUGAAGAUAGUGGUAGACCCACCAACCCAGAAACAGAUCUUGCAAAGGUUCAUCUUCAAGAGGUACCUGAAAAUCCAGAGUUUAAGAAGAUGAAAAUCUAUGGGCAAUUUUCUCAGCAGGCAUUGCCUGGAAGCCUUCAGUAGCCAGAGGCCCAGGAGUAUAAAGAGAACCUCAGGAGACCUACAGAAUUAAGUUUCCAGGACGCUAACAUGAAUUCCAUGGGUUCAUUGUGUUCAAAUAAGAACCCUGGAAACAAAGACAUUUUAGAUAUGGAGAACAGAGAGGCUAAAGCCAAGAAACCAAAAAGAAAUGCUGAGAUGGGACAUCUUCAUAAACAUCUCAUUGGUAUUUUUAGCCAUCUUGGGAAGAGCCCGAAUUCAGGCCAUUAUAGCAGCAAUGCCUAUGACUUUGAGAGGCAAGUCUGGUUCACAUACAAUGAUCUGCAGGUAUAGAGCAUCCAAGAGGCCCCCAUGCAGGAGACUAGGCUUUGCACCACCUUCUUUUAUAUGCACAAUGAGAUCUCUGAAGAGCUAACGGAAAGGGAAGAGAACUCUUAG